CCAAAUGCUGUAGCAACUGUUGAGGCAUGAUCUCCCCACAAUCUCAAGACGUCACUAAUUUAACUUCCACCUAUGUAUAGGAUAAAGUUGUUGCCUAUUUCUGUCAAAUUGGAGAGAUAGGGUUUGAGCAGUGCAACACCUAAUUUUCUUCUGAUCCUUUUCCACCUUGAACCUAGAUCAAAGGAAAUGCCUAGCUAUACCCAGAAAGGAGACGAUAAUGACAGGAAUUCAUAGGCGGAAACGGUUUUAGCGGGCAGCAACAGGUAGGCGCAGAAUCUCUAGGAUAAAGCCGAUCCAUUCCGAUUGUGUCUCGGAUAAGGCCGAUGCAUGUUCCUUUGAAAUCCAUGGAGAAUUCCGAUGUUAUCCUUUAUGAUCAAAAUGAUAUUAAAUUUUUUUAAUUUCACUCGCUUUAGGCAUGGGGAAACUUAGAGUGAUUAUAGUGAUAUGAUUUCUCAUAUCUUUGAUUUAGAAUGGGGUGAAAAGACAGUAAUUGAGGGGUAAAGGAUGUCCUUCUCCACAGGCUAACUCAUGUGUAGAAUGUGCAAUCUAGAGACUGAAGAAACAAAAAUUAACAUAGGUUGGUCCUUAACUCUCAAAACUCUCCAUUUUCCUAACCAUAUUUUCAAUAGCCUGCUUUUCAAAUUCUACCCCCCACCCUAUUCAUCCAAAUUCUGUUUUAAAAAAAAUUGAUACAAGAGUUCUCUGCAUUCAUAGUGGGGUGCAACAUUUGGUUUUAAGGAUGACCCUACAUCUAGCUAGAUAUGAUUUUAGGUAGAUUGUAGUGGUCUCUUUGAUCGGAUGCAAGCUGGAAAAGAGUAGUAUUUGUAUCCCAAGCAUCAUUUAAAAUCUAACAAAUGGGAGGAUCUAUUUAGUUACUCCUUUAUAAUAAGUGCAAAAUUCAGAGAAAUGUGAUGAUUUGCAAAAUCGUGCUACGAUAAAAUUUUUGGCUUUUUAAUAUCUUUAAUUUAGGUUAUUGAUACAUGCCAUUUUGGGAACAUCUUGCAUUGGGAGAUAGACUGCCUGCACCAAAAAUAAACAAGGAUAACGUGUUGCAGGAAAGAUUAUAGGCCCAAGGAUUUGUUUUUUAUUACUCCCCUUUUUUAUGAAAGUAUUUCAUCAUCAACUUUAGUUGUAUAUCUUUACACAAAAUUAUAAUGUACUUUGUGUCAUUUGCAGAAGCUGUUGUGACACUAGCAUACAUGGCUGAAGAGACUUUUCUGAUGGCUAAGAGGUGGAGACAACUAACGUAUUACGAAAAACCACAAUUAAAGGAUAAAUGCAAGGCUACUUUGGAUACUUUAGUAGAUGAGAAAGACACAACUUCUUUCAAUCGUAGAUUUGUUGGUGGCUUCUGUGCUUGGGAUGUAGAAGCUGCACACAGACUUUUGCUAUAACACCAUUUUGGAAACCAAAAGCUGGUGUUUGCUUCUUGGGAUCUAUCUUUUAGCUUUAUUUUUUAAAAGUAGCAAUUUUUUUCCUUUUUACAGUAGCUUUGGUUUCCUUAUUUUUCUUAUCAAGCUUUGUAGAGUUGUGUACUUUUUUUUAAAUGAAAAAAGUAAUUUGUUGGUU
Cuscuta campestris is the source of this 1569-nucleotide messenger RNA. The record is from the annotation of a GenBank genome assembly. NCBI's taxonomy places the organism in Eukaryota, Viridiplantae, Streptophyta, Magnoliopsida, Solanales, Convolvulaceae.